AGUUAAAAGCGUCGGUUGAUCACCAAGCCAGCACUCGCGGUAACCACGCCGGAGUCACGGGGACAGUGCUGGCACGGGCUUACACACGGCUAGUGCAGUUGUGCCAGUUCGUGCAGCCACAGGGGCUAGUGUUCAUACUGCUGUGUGUGCUCAUCGUUCACGCGUUUCUACCGUUUUUCCUCAAUUGAAAUGGACGAACUAGACAAAGAUCAAAUCAACAUCCUGAAAAAAGCCUUCGAGGCUUUCGACCAGGAGAAGAAGGGAUGCAUCGGCACGGUGAUGGUGGGCACCAUCCUGGCGAUGCUGGGACACCAGGUCUCCGACGACACGCUGCAGGAGAUCAUCAAUGAAGUCGACGUUGAUGGAUCUGGAGAGUUGGAGUUUGAGGAGUUCGUGACGCUGGCCUCCAGGUUCAUGGUUGAGGAGGACGCUGAGGCGAUGCAGCAGGAACUCAAAGAAGCAUUCCGGUUAUAUGAUAGAGAAGGCAAUGGGUAUAUAACGACGGACGUGCUUCGGGAGAUCCUCAGAGAGCUGGACGACAAGAUCAGCGCCGAGGAGCUCGACAUGAUGAUCGAGGAAAUUGACUCUGACGGCUCGGGAACUGUGGACUUUGAUGAAUUUAUGGAAGUAAUGACGGGCGGUGAUGAUUAAUUUAUAAAUAAAAUAAAAAUACUUAACAAACAACAAGAUGUGAUAUUUCAUUUUAAUAUAUCAAUAAGCUAAGGAGAUCUACAAUGAAAACUUUCAUGUUUAUUUAUUAUAUUAAUUUAUCUAUAUAUAUAAAAAU
Aricia agestis (brown argus) is the source of this 787-nucleotide messenger RNA. Its product is annotated as troponin C, isoallergen Bla g 6.0101-like. The transcript has 6 exons. Gene Ontology annotation, molecular function: enzyme regulator activity; calcium ion binding. Bases 190 to 651 code for a protein of 153 amino acids. The record is from RefSeq and is a predicted model, not a curated record. Lineage: Eukaryota; Metazoa; Arthropoda; Insecta; Lepidoptera; Lycaenidae.